This is a messenger RNA of Grus americana (Whooping crane), 1241 nucleotides long. It is a transcript of the gene NOSIP, whose product is annotated as nitric oxide synthase interacting protein. Gene Ontology annotation, molecular function: ubiquitin protein ligase activity. Bases 244 to 1050 code for a protein of 268 amino acids. The transcript has 9 exons. Gene Ontology annotation, cellular component: nucleus. The record is from RefSeq and is a predicted model, not a curated record. Lineage: Eukaryota; Metazoa; Chordata; Aves; Gruiformes; Gruidae.
CGGAACCCACCCGGACCCUCCUCUGUGCCGCACCCGGAAGCGCGUCAGAGGCACUUCCGGCGGGCGGGGAAGAGGAACGGGGGGAAGGCUUUAGGAAGACCAUUUCCUCUCGCGUCAACUUCCGGCGGCGGCACUUCCGGCUUCCGGCACAGGACUUCCGGCAGAGUCACUUCCGCCUUCCGGUAACGGCACUUCCGGCUUCCGGUGCGGCGGCAACAACGGCACCAGCGGCGGGAGGCGGCCAUGACGCGUCACGGGAAGAACUGCACGGCGGGGGCGGUGUACACGUACCACGAGAAGAAAAAGGACACGGCCGCGUCCGGUUACGGGACGCAGCGCGUGCGCGUGGGCCGCGACGCCGUGAAGGAUUUCGACUGCUGCUGCCUCAGCCUGCAGCCCUGCCGGGACCCCGUGGUCACCCCCGACGGGUUCCUGUAUGAGCGCGAGGCCAUUUUGGGGUUCCUGCUGCACCGCAGGGCCGAGAUUGCGCGGCAGAACAAGGCCUACGCGCGGCAGCGGGCGCAGCGGCGACGGGAGCGGGAGCAGCGGGGGAGGGCGGGGAGCCCCCUGCGCGGGGGAGGGGCUGCGGCCGACGCCACCCCCGGCCCCUCCGGGACCCUCCCGAGUUUCUGGAUCCCCUCGCUGACCCCCGAGGCUGGAGCCGAGCGUCUGCGCAAGCCUGACCCGGUGGUGCGCUGCCCCAUGAGCGGGCGGCGCCUGCGCGUGGCCGACCUGGUCCCGGUGCGGUUUUGCCCCGCGGAGCCGGGACUGAGCCGGGGGGAGCUGCUGGCGCGGGGGGAGCGCUACGUCUGCGCCGUCACCCGCGACGCCCUCAGCAACGCCACGCCCUGCGCCGUGCUGCGCCCCUCGGGGGCCGUGGUGACCCUGGACUGCGUCGAGCGCCUGAUCCGGAAGGAGAUGAGGGACCCCCUGAGCGGGGACCCCCUGGGCGAGGGUGACAUCAUCGUCCUGCAGCGGGGUGGAACCGGUUUCGCCGGCUCCGGGAUCUGCCUGGAGGCCAAGAAGUCCCGCCCGGUGAUGCAGGCCUAGGGGGGCACCCCCCAAAACCGGGGGGGGGGGGACACACACCCCAAAACUGAGGGCACGGACCCCCAACCCCCCCCAGGCCCCUCCUCUGCCCCCCCCCAAAACAAGGAGGACCCCCCAAAACCCCUCCCCCUCCCCACCUGCAUGCCGCCCCCCCUUUUGUCACCCCAAAAUAAAAGUGUUUGGUUUCCUGC